Molecule: messenger RNA, 4126 nt
Organism: Ostrinia furnacalis (Asian corn borer)
Lineage: Eukaryota; Metazoa; Arthropoda; Insecta; Lepidoptera; Crambidae
Product: protein toll-like
Exons: 8
Coding region: 57-3068 (1003 amino acids)
Biological process (GO): toll-like receptor signaling pathway; inflammatory response
Cellular component (GO): plasma membrane
Molecular function (GO): protein binding; signaling receptor activity
Source: RefSeq, a predicted model, not a curated record
UAUUCAAAGUCCAAUACAUUCUCUUCUAUUCCAGCAAUGGCCGCCCCCCGGUAGCGAUGCUCGCGAGCACGUUCGCGCGCGUGCUUCUGCUCGCCCUCGCGGGCCGAGCGUUCGCGCGCGCGUGCCCCGAGAACUGCGUGUGCGGCGAAUCAGAUGGUGUGCGUGUGUUCCAGUGUGAGCAGGAUGGCACGCGGUAUGAAGUCAAAGGCCUGCCGCAUUCGUACGCCGAGAUCCAUUGCGAGAAAACACACCUAAACUGGUCGGCGAUCCCGUUUUUCCCGUUCGCGUACAACUCGACAUUGGAAAGCUUCACGCUGUCCAAUUGCGAGCUGCCGAGCGCGCUCGCGAGCGUGCUCGAGAGCCUGGGCGCGAAUGAUGCUCGGGGACUCAUAUUGAAGGGCGUGUCGGGACAGCUGGAGGCCUCGCACGUGGAGGGCCUGAGUGCGGUGGAGGCUCUCAUGAUGGUGGACGCUGCCGACCAAACCCGAAUCCCAUACGACGUAUUCGACGCCCUACCCGCACUAAAAGACUUCAGAAUCCGCGGCGCUCGUCUCCAACUAGAAGAGAAUGGAGGGGAUAGUUCUUCCCCGCCCCCCGCCGUCUCCGCGCACCCCGCGCUGCGGUUAGUCGAGCUCGCGUCGUCGGGGAUCACGGACGCGCCGCCCGGGGCAUUCGCGAGACUGAGCUACGUGAAUAAGCUGUUUCUGUGGGGCAAUAAGAUUAGCAACUUCACCAGUGAUACUUUUAGAGGGCUAGACAACCUGGACACACUCGACCUGACAGGCAACCCGCUGGGGACACUGCCUCCACACGCGUUCGCCGCCGCGCCGCGUCUGCGCAGCCUGCAUGUCGUCGCCACGCGCCUCGCCAUCGUGCCUGGGGACGCGCUUAGAGGACACCCGGGAUUGGAGACGAUCCUAUUCAAAUUCGGCAUGAGCAAGAUCAAAUUCGGUCCUGGUGCACUCGCAGCGAUGCCAGCGCUGAAGCAACUAAUCUUCGACCGGACGCCGCUAGAUCAGCUCCCUGGAGACCUGCUUGAAAAUUCUACAGCGCUUGAAGAGCUGAUGAUCAAAGGCACCGGCCUCGAGGCGUUACCUGAAGGACUGUUCAGGACCCAGCAGCGGAUUGAAAAGCUGGACCUCAGCGCGAAUAAGAUCAAGGAAUUGAAACAAAAUGUCUUUUGGCCGCUGAAAGCGCUGAAGGAGCUCAAUUUGGACGAGAAUAAAAUUUUAGAAUUGCCUGAGCAACUGUUCUCCGGCCUGAUCAGACUAACGUCAGUCACAGCAAACAACAACGGCAUGAAGCACAUUGCAGCUGACGCCUUCCAAGGAUCUACCUCAUUACAGUACCUCUCCCUCAACGACAAUCAGCUCACCUUGAAGCCCAAGGCUGGCUCUAAUACUGACUACUACAACAUCGAGGAGCAGUCGCCCUUCAAGACUCUAUUCAACCUAAAGGAACUGCUCCUCCAAGGGAACAAUAUAUCGGAAAUAUUUAGUGAUUGGAGGUGGGCACUGGUCUCCCACUUGAAGAAGCUGGAUCUGUCGAGAAACAACAUCUCUGAUCUUACGGAAACGGACGUCCAAUUCCUCGCCAGCAACUUGACUAUAGACCUCCGUUUCAACCGGAUCGCUUCCAUCAGCGUGUUGGAAGCCCCGCCUGGAAUGCCCGCGGACCAACUGCCUUCAGGAGACACCGGCUCCGUCAUGCUCCUUGACGACAACCCGUUCAGAUGCGACUGCGACUUAUUCAUGUUCGUCAAAAGACUCCUCGGUUCACAACCUUUGGCAACAGAACCCAAAUUAGAGGUAGGAAAAGCUCGAUGCACGUCCCCACCAAGCCUCGCAGGAACUUUAGUAAGGCACCUUUCACCGUCCUCUCUCACCUGCAGUCUUCGCCCACAAGACUGUCCAGCGAACUGCACCUGCGACAUUCGCCCUGCCACGCUCUCUCUUGAACUGAACUGCGACGCUGCCCCUCCCAAAUACCCGAACCCCGAAAACUUUUACGUUUCAACCACCAAGCUACGCCUCAGGAGUUUCAAUUCACUGUCACUACCAACCCACGUCGUUUCUCUUAAUUUAAGCGGAAUCGGCCUUACAGAACCACCUUCAAUUUAUUUAUUGAAGAAUGUUGAGGAAUUGGAUCUUUCCCAAAAUAAUCUGACCCGCGCCCCAGUGGAGCUGUUCAAAGAUAAAUUAGAUUUACAUCUUGCUGGAAACCCUUUCGAGUGCGACUGCUCUCACGUCGAUGACGUAAUUGCAUUACAAGCAAACGUUGAUCGCAUUUAUGAUUCGGACAACGUGACGUGUAGAGGAGGCGAGUCGCCGUGGCACGUGGAUGCUGCCAGGCUGUGUGACGUCAAACGAGCAGCUCUGCUCGGAGGCUGCUUGGCCGGGCUUGGCCUCAUCGCCGCCGUCGUGGCAGCACUAUCCUACCGUUACAUCCUCGAAAUCAAAGUGUUCUUAUUCUCUCGCGGCUGGUGUCAAAGACUCAUCCAGGAAGACGAGUUGGACAAGGACGCGGAAUACGACGCGUUCGUCUCUUUCUCGCAGGAGGACGCCAAGUGGGUUUCAGAGCAGCUUCUCCCCAAACUGGAGGGAGCACCCGACAACUUCAAACUGUGCGUGCAUUACCGAGACUGGGUCGUCGGGGACAUGAUACCCGCACAGAUAGCGCGAUCCGUGGAACAGUCCAGAAGGACGAUUGUGGUGCUAACUGAGAACUUUUUGAAAUCAACAUGGGCUUCUUUGGAGUUUAGAGCCGCGAAUGUUCGUGCCCAGCGCGAGCGCAGAGCUCGCGUGCUCGUCAUUGUUUUAGGGGACGUUCCUGAGAGUAAAGAAAUGGACGCUGAGCUGAAGGCUUACCUAACUACUAACACGUAUCUCAAAUGGGGAGAUCCGUGGUUUUGGGAGAAACUGCGGUUCGCCAUGCCGCAUAGAGGUCCUAGAGGGACACAACGCUUGAAAGAAGUGUACGUCCCUGAUAAGCUUAAGAGAAGCGGACUCGACGCAAGACUGAACUCUGAAGGGAAAAUAGUAAAUGAUGCAACCCCGCCGAGUUAUUGAUUGCAUUUCGAGACUAAAGUCCGGUCUCCGAGCAGUAGAAGUUCGUCCAAUGACCCCAAGCUACAAAUCCUUAUCGCUCGCGCGUAAAUAUAUUGCUGUCGCGACUGUGCGACGGGCAGCCGCAGUAAGUGUGCGAAAUUCCAUGUACACGGCGACCGGAUUUUAGUUCCUGACUUAUGUGAGGUCAUGAGUGGCCUCAAUAUUUGACACCAGUGACCUGCUGUGUAAUUUGACCCUAUGUCCCUCUCGCUCUUGACAUAACUGCGGGUCGAUAGAGAGAGACAGCAGAAAUACGGAUCUCACGAUCAUAGCAAACUGUUAGGAUAAAAAUAAUCUGAUUAUAAGUUCUAAACACCUCACGUCAGCAGUUGCCUAUUUUUAACUUGAAACCGUAAUUUUUGGUUGGGUAUUUUUUAAUGUUCAUAUUUUUACUGAAGAUGUUUUAUAUUUUUUAUGUUUUACUUAUUUACCAAAAUGUAGACACCCAGUUAUAGUAAAUAUGGAUCUGUAUGUUAAUAAUUGUAUUUAGUUAUAAGGGUUUUAGUAGGAAAUGUAUCGAAGAGCAAUAAUUAAUUAACACACUCAAGAACAAUAACUAAUUUUUUUUCGAAAGCUAAGUGACUCCAAUUCUUUGUUCUCGAGUGUGGAUAACAAUAAUAAUCUAAGUAAAAGUACAUACGUGUGAUAUUUCUGUAAGAAUCUCAAACAUUUUGUACCAUUUAUGAGCCAAUUUAAUGUUUAGUAUCUUCAGUGGAUUAACUGAAAACUUUGUAUUUUAAUAAUGAAUAAGAUUUAAUAAUGAUAAAAAAUAAUAAUUGAUACAAAAAUCGGUGGAUCUACCCUCAAAACGAGGCUAGUCCACAGGGCAAACUUCUUUGUAUGUAAUUUUGUUGGUAUGUCUCAAUAAAUAAAUAAAUAAACUCCAGUGAGUUCCAUGCAACGUAGCGGGUCUUCCUUUAUAAUAAUAUACUAGUCAAGAAACGUACAUAAUUGUUAUUUGACUAUAAAUGUAGUCUUCAACGCUACCAUAAAGCAAAUGAAUAAAUACUAAAUAAUUU